CAGUUCCUUCCUCUGCCGCUGCUUCAUCCCCCUUCACUGCUUCAAGUUGAUGAUUUACAGGAUUCACAGACUCUUUUCAAGCCCGCUGCUUCGCUCCUUCACUCAAAUCCUCUCGCUGCGCAGUUCACGAACCCUGACCGCCAGAAUGUCCUUUCAGUACCCGCAGGCUUACCGCGACGAGGCGGUUCUCGAUGACUAUCACGGUAACAAAGUGCCGGAUCCCUACAGCUGGCUGGAGGAUCCGGACAGCGAGAAGACACAGGCCUUUGUUACUGCUCAGAACCAGCUAACGCUACCAUUUUUAGAGCGCUGUGAAGUGCGGGAUCUCUUCAAGGAGCGCAUGACUGAACUGUAUGACUAUCCCAAGUACAGCUGUCCUUUCAAGAGGGGAAGCAGGUACUUUCACUUCUACAACACAGGCCUGCAGAACCAGAGUGUGAUGUAUGUGCAGGAGAGCCUGGAUGCUGAGCCUACAGUCUUCUUAGAUCCAAACACAUUUUCUGACGAUGGGACAGUAGCACUGCGAGGCUAUGCAUUCUCUGAGGACGGGGAGUAUCUGGCAUAUGGCACCAGCGCCAGUGGCUCCGACUGGGUGGAGAUCCGCUUCCUGCGUGUGGAAGGUGCCGUACCUUUGGAGGACCGCCUGGAGCGAGUCAAGUUUAGCUGCAUGUCCUGGACUCACGAUGGAAAGGGCCUUUUCUAUAACUCUUAUCCCGACCAGGAAGGCAAAAGUGAUGGCACUGAGACCUCCACCAACCUCUAUCAGAAGUUGUAUUUUCAUGUUUUGGGGACUCCACAGUCUGAGGACGUCCUGUGUGCCGAGUUUCCCGACCACCCCAAGUGGAUGAGUGGGGCUGAGGUAUCAGAUGAUGGACGUUACGUGCUGCUGUCCAUCAGAGAAGGCUGCGAUCCUGUCAACAGGCUCUGGUACUGUGACCUCAAGGUCACUCCUGGAGGCAUUACAGGACUCUUACCAUGGGUGAAGUUAAUCGACAACUUUGACGCUGAGUAUGAGUAUGUGACCAACGAGGGCACCCUCUUCACUUUCAAGACGAAUCUCGACGCCCCGCGUUACAGACUCAUCAACAUCGACUUUGCUUCCCCCGAUCAGAGCAACUGGAAGGAGCUCAUCCCUCAGCAUGACAAGGAUGUUAUUGUGUUCGCCACCUGCACCUUCUCCAGCUACCUGUUUGUGUGUUUCCUUCAUGACGUGAAGAACGUGCUGAAGAUGUACCGCCUGAGCUCAGGAGAGGAGCUCAGGACCUUCAGUCUCGACGUUGGCUCCAUUGUGGGCUUCACAGGGCGAAAGCGGGACUCUGAGAUCUUCUACUAUUUCACCUCUUUUCUAUCCCCAGCCAUCAUCUACCAUUGUGACCUGACGAAGGAGCCGCUGCAGCCCCACAUCUUCAGAGAGGUCACAGUGAAAGGCUUCAACCCCUCCGACUAUCAAACCACACAGAUCUUCUAUCCCUCCAAAGACGGCGCCCAGAUUCCCAUGUUCAUUGUUCACAAGAAGGGCAUCAAGCUGGACGGCUCCCAUCCCGGGUUUCUGUACGGCUACGGCGGCUUCAACAUCUCCAUCACGCCGAGCUACAGCGUCUCCCGGCUCAUCUUUGUCCGGCACCUGGGGGGAGUCCUGGCCGUGGCCAACAUCAGAGGAGGGGGGGAGUACGGGGAGACUUGGCACAAAGCUGGCAUGCUCGCCAACAAGCAGAACUGCUUCACAGACUUCCAGUGUGCCGCUGAGUAUCUCAUCAAAGAGGGAUACACGUCUCCCUCCAAACUCACCAUCAACGGAGGCUCCAACGGCGGCCUGCUCGUCGCGGCCUGCGUGAACCAGCGGCCCGAGCUGUUUGGCUGCGCCGUGGCUCAGGUGGGCGUCAUGGACAUGCUGAAGUUCCACAAGUUCACCAUCGGACACGCCUGGACCACGGACUUCGGCUGCUCGGAGGACAAGGAGCAGUUCGAGUGGCUCAUCAAAUACUCCCCCCUCCACAACAUCCGCAUCCCAGAAGGCAACGGGGUCCAGUACCCGGCGGUGCUCCUGCUGACGGGGGACCACGACGACCGCGUGGUGCCCCUCCACUCCCUCAAGUACAUCGCCACCCUGCAGCACAUCGUGGGCCGCAGCGCCAAGCAGACCAACCCGCUCUUCAUCCUGGUGGACACCAAGUCGGGGCACGGCGCCGGGAAGCCCACCAGCAAGGUCAUCCAGGAAGUGGCCGACACCUACGCCUUCAUCGCCCGCUGUCUCAACAUCUCCUGGGUCAAAUAAUGUGCCGGCCGCCGCCGCGUGUGUGAACGGUCGUUGAUCCUCCUCUCCUCUCUUCACACAGUUCCUUCCAGCUGGUGAUAUUUUCUGCACAGCAGCAACACUACAGGGUGGUUUGACUGAUCAUUUCACAGCCACUUUUAACAUUUUUGUUUUUUCUUUUAAAUAUACUGAGCUGUUUUGACCCCUCGGCGUGGCGAGCCUGUGGUCGGAGUUCGGCCAUGUUUGUAGUUCUCUGUAAAGCCACGGACUGCAAUGAAUCGUGGGAGUAAACAACAAAUCAGCCGUCGAAGUCUUGAGGUGAAAAUGGUUUUAUUUAGAGAAAACAAAACAACAACUCGUGUCCCAGGAUUUCCAGUUCCGUUCAUCUUAUUUAUUCUCGUUUGUGCACACAGCGCAGCGGUCGCCUACAAUUCUGGUAUUACAGUAUUAUCCACUACAGCUGGACCGGGUCGCUGGAGAAACUUGCAAAAAAAAAAAGUGUUUUGUGUACGUGUGAGAGUGUGAAUGUGUGUAAAAAAAAAAGUCAGUCCCACCGUUAUUUUCAGACUGAUGAUUUCUACCUCUUGACUUGUGCUGAUUGUUUACCUUACGAAAGGGAACGAAACACAAUGCCACAACGACAAUAAACAACUUUUUAAACA
This is a messenger RNA of Salarias fasciatus (jewelled blenny), 2916 nucleotides long. It is a transcript of the gene prep, whose product is annotated as prolyl endopeptidase. Gene Ontology annotation, biological process: proteolysis. Gene Ontology annotation, cellular component: cytosol. Gene Ontology annotation, molecular function: serine-type endopeptidase activity; oligopeptidase activity. The coding region runs from base 50 to 2275 and encodes 741 amino acids. The transcript has 14 exons. The record is from RefSeq and is a predicted model, not a curated record. NCBI's taxonomy places the organism in Eukaryota, Metazoa, Chordata, Actinopteri, Blenniiformes, Blenniidae.